Messenger RNA from Seminavis robusta, 1671 nucleotides. The record is from the annotation of a GenBank genome assembly. NCBI's taxonomy places the organism in Eukaryota, Bacillariophyta, Bacillariophyceae, Naviculales, Naviculaceae.
AUGCUACGUGCCUUGAUCGUGGGCCUUGGUUUUACGUUGCUUCUGCUGUUUCGGCUCCACGCUGCUGUUGCUAGUUGUAGUAGUGGUAUAGUAGAAGACGGAGAUGAAUCGGAGCAUUCAUGCCAUUGCAAUCAAGAGGAGAGCCAUCAAGUUAAGCGAGGUGGCUCAAGAUUGUCUAAAAACAGAUGGGAGCGACCACUGGAAUUGGCCGUGUCUGAUGGAGUUCCCUCUCUUGCGCCGCCAACACAAGUCCUGGAGAGAGGGGCCCAGGGCAAUGAGAAAACGCAACAACAUCCCAAGGUGACUAAGGUUGAUGAUGAAGUGGUGGAUAUUUGCAGCAGUGACGAGGAGGAGCAUCCACACAAGAAGAUAGGGCGCCAAGAUGACGGCGAACAGCUUGAGUUGGCAGCAAAGACAAGUUUGCCAGAUCAGAACAAGAAGGCCACCAACGCCAGGGCCCGCACCAGCAACCCCCACACCACAAGUCCAGGGCCAGAAAAGAAAGACCCAUGCGUUGGGAUCAAUGAGACUCGGGAUGGCCAAAAAGCCUUGACCCAACCCAUAAAGCAGACUCCUUCACCAAAUUGCACAGAAUCACCCAGUCGGCAACAAUCAAGCAAAGCACCAUCUAGCGUGCCAUUUCGUAGCUUUGGAGUAUUUUCCUUGCCAAGCCGGGCGCCAGAUAGAACUCGUGGAGACGUGAGAACGGGGAUCCUUCGCAACGAUAUCCAUACCUCAGUACCAACACCCCCCGCACAAGCACUGCCAACGACGCAAACAAAAAGACCUCGCAUUCAUCGGGAGGUUGUAUGUCCUCCUGGCAAAAGUGGCUGGGGCCUCCUCGGCGAAUGGUGGGAACUACCCACAAAUAGAAACAAGGCAGCCAAUAACGGGACACACAAGAGAGAUGCAGGCAAGAAUGACACAACUAACCAGGGAAACAACAACAACAACAACAACAACAACAACAACAACAACAACAAUAAGAAGCGAAAGCGACAUGAUGGCAACGAUCAGAUCGAGACAAGGUUCGAAAGACGAGCUGUCGACACGCGAUUCAACAGGAGAACGACCAUACGGACACCAGCAACGAAUCGUCCCACUUCUACUGGAGGUGCUCCCGAGCCUGUGGAUAUCUCAGAAGUGGACAUUUCAUUACCAAACCACUCUUUGGUUCGAUCUCCAUCAUGGCACUUUGAGAUUACAACGGAAGGAGCUGUGGUGGAAACUACAUCCGUUGAGGAGCAACGACAGCAGCCACAACAACCAGCACGUAAGAUUCAUUCCGAAUACAAAGCAGCGGAAGCAAAAGUGAAGCAGUUUCUGCGAGCCAAUGCACAGCCCGUGUUUGCCGGCCUUCCUCCUAACCGUGAGCCCAACUGUGACGCGUACUUGAAUGCUGCCAGAUAUCUGGCAGCCAAGGGAAUGGAAAUCCCCAAAGAUGUCAUGGAUUGCCUUGGCAGAACCAUUGAGCUACGCCAAGAGCUCUUCAACUUUUACAACGAUCAGGACCGAGGCCACCGAUACUAUCUUUCCAUGUGGAGGGAGUGUGCUCGAGUGUUUGGACCGGAUGUGGAAGAGAGACCGAAGAAACGCCAGCGAGUUCCUGAGGCCAGAACACUGUUGCCGUUCAUGCCAAGGUCGUUUUUAGUCCAAGUACAAGCGGAGUGA